UCAUCAUCAUCAUCGGAUCGAAGAAAAAGUUCGCGUUUCCAACGAAUUAUCGCGUAAAAUUAUCAAGUUACGGUGAGAUAUUCGACCCAGGAUUAUCGGAAAGUUGUCGCAAGCACACCGGUAGCCACGGGAACAUUGUUUGACCGAAACGGAGACAUAGGCGGUGGAAUUCGAUCACGUUUUCCAUUUUAGUCUCUUGGUUUUGUUUUAUUAGUUUUUCAUUUCUUUUGUUUUGACGUGUAUCUCCGGCCGACGGGCGGAUUUCGGUUGGGGGCCUUUUGUCAGGAAAUUGUCACCACCCCCACCAUAGAGGAAGGAGCAGCACUAGUAGCACCUUUGACCACCAUCACCAGCACCACCACCGUUAUCACAAACAGCAUCUGAAGCAUGGCAAAUAGUCCAAGGGCCGGUGGCGGUGCGCAGCGACCGAAUGGCGCCACUCAGAACAAGAUCUGCCAGUUCAAGCUGGUCCUGUUGGGUGAGUCUGCCGUCGGAAAGUCGUCGUUAGUGUUACGCUUCGUCAAAGGUCAGUUUCAUGAGUACCAGGAGAGUACGAUUGGUGCUGCCUUCCUCACGCAAACAGUAUGCAUCGACGACACGACGGUAAAAUUCGAGAUCUGGGACACUGCUGGACAGGAGAGGUACCACAGUCUCGCCCCAAUGUACUACCGAGGUGCUCAGGCAGCUAUCGUUGUCUACGAUAUUCAAAAUCAGGAUAGUUUUGCACGUGCUAAAACGUGGGUUAAAGAGCUUCAGCGACAGGCAUCGCCGAAUAUUGUGAUUGCACUGGCCGGUAACAAGGCCGAUCUCGCCAACAAGCGCAUGGUUGACUACGAGGAGGCAAAGCAAUACGCGGACGAAAACGGACUGCUAUUCAUGGAGACCUCGGCCAAAACCGCCGUUAAUGUUAAUGACAUCUUUCUUGCAAUAGGUAAAAAAUUGCCUAAAAAUGAAGGUGCUGGACCACAGCAAAACAUAAGACCUACCCAGAACGAACAGAGCCGACAGAAUAGCGGCUGCUGCAGCAAGUGAUGUUAUUCAGCUGUAACCGUUUUGUUAAUUGUAACAAAUAACGAGCAAGGUUUAAGGAAAAUUGUCAUUAUGAUGGUAGGAAGUAAGACCGAUUCCAAACUAGUUAUGCUAUACCAAGAACAACAGUAAACAAAAAUAUUUCAACUAAAACACACAGAAACACAUAGUGAAGCAGUAAAAUCAGUAAAUUAUUUGAAACCCUAAACAACAACCACAACACCCAUAGUAAAUUUGACUAUGCAUUACGAGGAGAAAAUAUACACACAUUCACACUAACAUUUAGACACAGCAACACUGAACAGGUCCGCAGAAUCCACACAUCCUAACCACAUGCAAGAACAUCUUCAAAUUUGUUCAUUGAAGGUGAGCAGCAAAACUAAAAAUCGGAACAACUAUGUGAGUCCAUUUGUUAGUUGUUUAGAACAAAGCAAGACCGGCAAAGUUUAUGAAUAUAACUUUAUUAUUGAGAAUUACAAAGAAAAUAGUGCAACUCAUUAAAAAAGAAAAUCAGUAACAGUAAUAAGCAAAACUACAGAAAACAACCAAUAGCAGACCCUUUUUCGUGUUGCUUUUCUUACAAACCCGUCUUUAUUUCCCAUAUCUUAUGAAUGAGAAAAGUUAUGUUUUUCCCUCCCCCUUUAAUAUAAUGAAAUCUUCGUGGAAAUAUAUUUAUUGCUAAACUACAAACUUUAAAUAUAUAAAUAUAUUUAAUAAAAAAAAAAUACAAUAUCCAUUAGUAACGGCAACCACAAGGCUAGGAAUCGAACUGGAGCGUUGUGUAAAGGACGUGGUAAACAAUUUCCCUCAGUUAGGACACAAUUUAAAUAUUGCGAGCACUUUCAAACGACGAUGCGCGAGCAUAAUUUAUAGGAACGGCGGCAAUGGAAGAAACACUUUUUGUAUCUAGACCUAUUGAAAAGAGAGGAUCCCUGUUUGUUACGAUUGUUUAUUUUUCCCCGUAGAACACUUUUUAUUUUAUUAUUACCCCCAUAUGGAUGAACAGUAAAACAAAUGUAUGCAAUUACGAUAUAUAGUGGAGUACCGUUUAGGACAACUACCUAGAAACCAACAACAACCCAGAGCAGUUGAUUUACAUAAUUAAAUAAAAAAAACAGUACUACUAAGCUAGAUUCCAAUGCUUGUAUUCAGAGCGGAUGGAGACAUCAAAGAUUAUUCGCAUGAGUUCUGUAGCAUUUAAAAGAUAAACAAAACACUCAUCAUGUUUGGCCUUCACAUUUCCGCUGCAAUUUCUUUUAAAUUUUCGAAAAUGAUGACCACUUGUCUAGGUGAAUUGAGAAUUAACAAAAACCCAAACGAUAUCAAAUUUGUGUGAUGAGCGAGUAUAAGCGAGUCGACAAGUGAUUUUUUUUCUAUAUAUGUUUCUGUAAUGACCACAAAAAUAAUUAUGAUCAAAUAUUUAAGAUUUAAAUAUUACAUUUUUGACUUUCUCAAGAACCCUGUCCCCAAUCGAAACAUGCAAAUGGAAGCAAGGAAGUCACAUCCGAUCCGUUUCUGGUAGGUAGUAGCAACGGAAGAGAGGAUAUUUUUCUUCGUUAUUAUUCGCCUACUCUGUGUAGUGAUAAUAAUGUAAAACGGUAAAACAAAAGCAGUGUAAUGCCACACCUAAACAAACAACAGCUGAAGAAAGAGAGAACGAUAAACAGAAAACAAGAUAAAAACAGUUUGAACAUGUAAUAACCGACAUUCCUUUUUUAAAUCGAAUUGAAAUUAGUGAAAUGAAAAAAACAAAAGAGAGAAGAAAAUCGCAACACAAUACAUUGAUGAGGAAUAAUAUAAUUGAGGACACUGUGGAGGUAAAAGUCAAUAAAGGAACAUUUGAACAAGGUAAAUGAAAAUUGUAAGUCCAAA
Messenger RNA from Ochlerotatus camptorhynchus, 2901 nucleotides. It is a transcript of the gene Rab5, whose product is annotated as RAS oncogene family member Rab5. The record is from RefSeq and is a predicted model, not a curated record. The transcript is spliced from 6 exons. NCBI's taxonomy places the organism in Eukaryota, Metazoa, Arthropoda, Insecta, Diptera, Culicidae. Gene Ontology annotation, biological process: vesicle-mediated transport. Gene Ontology annotation, molecular function: GTP binding; GTPase activity. Bases 388 to 1032 code for a protein of 214 amino acids.